This is a messenger RNA of Ilyonectria robusta, 2025 nucleotides long. RefSeq lists its product as uncharacterized. The record is from RefSeq and is a predicted model, not a curated record. The transcript has 3 exons. Bases 1 to 2025 code for a protein of 674 amino acids. NCBI's taxonomy places the organism in Eukaryota, Fungi, Ascomycota, Sordariomycetes, Hypocreales, Nectriaceae.
AUGGAUGUUGCUGGUCUUGCAAUCGGCAUCGCGGGCCUCUACACGGCAUGUCGGGACUGUUACGAUUUCUUCACCACUUCAAUUCUCAAAGCCUGGGGCUUCCAUUGGCGGAUUCAAAAUGAAGACGACACCGAGCCGGAACCCUCCGAUCGCACCAGACGAAAGCGGACCAAACUUCACGAGUACCUCUUGAGCAACCGAUUCAAGGCCGAAGGCGUCUUCAACACUCUUUCUGCUCUUGCCGAUACACUGUCCAACCAGGAGAAACUCGUCAAGCGCUAUGGUAUCCAGCUUAAACCAGCCCAGGCCAUCCAGGAUGGAUCGCAGUUGACCAAUAACGUCCAGUUGACCAUCUCGAACACUACAAUCGAGGAUGUCAAACCGGUGAUCGGUGAAGUCAGGAACCGUCUCUCGGUGCUUAAUAAGCUUAAAUGGGCUUUGAAAGACAGGGACAACUUCAAGAAACUUAUCGCCGACUUGAGAUCUCACAGCGAAUCGCUCUAUCGCCUUUGCCCCGAGAACGCAUUCGAGUCAAUGAACAUCUAUCUCACUAUGGAAUGUUUGGCCAAGCAGGAAUCGCCAGCAGGUCUGAAGUGGACAUCAAGACUCGCAACCCAGCAUGCAGAAGUCGAUGUCGAGUCUUCGGUGCGGGAAGGCUACGAAUUGCUGGCUUCGACGGCCACUUUGAAAGCAUCGGUGAAUCAAAACAGAGGCAAGGAGCAAGCAGAUGACACCACUCUCACCAGCGUUGACGAAAUGCAACCUGAGAUGUGGUAUUUAGGAAAGGGCCUUGCCCUAUUCGAAGAGCAAGUCGUUUACGUGGAAAUGCGAGACUACCGCGGACCGCCGCUAGAGCUCACUCCAGAGCAGAAACAGCGAGUGAAGCGUCGUCGAAACAAGGAGCGCUUGUUGGCAUCAUUGCCAAUGGAAGGCAGGGCCGAAGAUGUCGAACCGAUCGAGAUUGUCAGACCAGCCGAUCCCAAGCUUCGCGCUCUCAUCAGGAACUUCUUCAAUACCUUUCAAGGCGCCAACAUGAUGAAAAGCGUCUAUGGUUUGGAUAUCGCCGGUACGAUCGACCACACAGAAGGCGAGCACAAAGGUCAUUGCAGCAUUCUCUACAGGCUCCCCGGCACGAUUGGCGUUCAGAGCCGUGACCGGCCUGCGGAAAACCUGAAGCUUCGCGCACCUGUGACGCUGCAUUCACUCCUUGGAACCAAGCAGCAACAAGGCAUCCGAUCUAUGCUCGGUGCGCGUUUCGAGCUGGCUAGAAAGCUUGUGCGUGCCGUUUGCCUACUUCACUCCAGUGGCUGGCUACACAAGAACAUACGCGCAGAGUCAGUGAUGUUCUUCCCCGAACAUGUGAAUGCACUCCAGGAGGAUCGAUACGAGGUCAAAAUCGAGAUCGAUGUCUCAAAGCCUAUUCUGAUGGGUUACAUCUUCUCACGGCCGGACGAUAUCAUCAUCCGAAUGAAUCCGCCAUCUGCGCCACAAACAGAACAACACAGGAAAUCUUACUAUACCUCUAGACAUGAAUCCAAUCAUAGCAUGAUGUGGGAUGACCCGAUGGACGAGGAAUCAACGUCGAAACGCAGAAAGGGAACUCCUCGAGCUAACAGCAUAUUCGGUCGCAAUAUGCUAGAGAAGGUAGCCGUGACCGAGGAAACGAAAGACACAAACAUCAGUGGCUUCACGCUUGACUAUUAUCAGCAUCCUGCGAAGCACGCAGAUCCAAAGCGCCGGUAUCGCCACGCAUAUGAUGUAUACUCUCUCGGUAUUCUUCUACUUGAAGUCGGGCUAUGGGAGAAAUUGGACUAUCCCGAUCAUGAUGAAGAGGAUCAUUAUGAGCGAAGACGAGGGAUUUGUCGAGAGUAUCUUGAUCAGCUAAGAUGGGCAUGUGGAGACACUUAUGCGGACGUUGUGCUCAGUUGUCUCAUGAUUGAUAGCAGUGAUGACGAAGUGGCGAAGGCGAGCGAGAGGGAGCUUUGUGCUAGAAUUGUAGCCGACCUGGAGGGCUGUCAAGCUUAG